AUGACACAGGAUGACGGCGUCUGGGUUCUAGGCUAUGGAUCUCUGAUCUAUAAACCUCCUCCUCAUUACCAAUACCGGGUUCCGAGCGUUAUAUAUGGCUACAAGCGCAGGUUUUGGCAGAGUUCCGCUGAUCACCGGGGCACGCCAGAAAAGCCCGGGAGGGUUGCGACGCUGAUCCCAUUCAAAGACAUCCAUGAAAGACCCGAAUUCCUAAAAGACAGCAUGCGGUACAGACAGCGGGAAUUCUCGAAGCCAGAAGACUUGCGUACGCUUGCUGUUGCAUACUACAUACCGCCAGAAAAUGCUCAACAAGCUCUCGGAUUUUUGGAUGUGCGUGAACAAGAUGGCUACACCGUACAAAGAGUCGAAGCGCACCUCGAAACAGCUAGUAUAAAUGAGCCAGAGCUCCAGAAGGCUUUAGAGUUGCUUCCUAAACAUCCUAGGACUGGUAAGCGGGUCUUGAAGACGCUCGUGUAUAUCGGCAUCGUCGACAAUGACUCGUUCGUCGGGCCUGAAGACAUUAAAGUGACUGCCAAUGUCAUUCGGUUCUCGGCAGGCCUUAGCGGGCACAACCAAGAGUAUCUCCUAAAACUUUAUUCAGCACUCUCAGAGCUUUCUAAUUCCCUGGAGGAGCCUUUGCAUGAGCUAGAAGAUUCCUACCUUGAUGAGCUAGUGAGAAAUGUGACCGAAGUUAAUAAAAAAUACUAA
Molecule: messenger RNA, 708 nt
Organism: Lachancea thermotolerans CBS 6340
Lineage: Eukaryota; Fungi; Ascomycota; Saccharomycetes; Saccharomycetales; Saccharomycetaceae
Gene: GCG1
Product: gamma-glutamylcyclotransferase
Exons: 1
Coding region: 1-708 (235 amino acids)
Biological process (GO): glutathione catabolic process
Cellular component (GO): cytoplasm
Molecular function (GO): gamma-glutamylcyclotransferase activity; glutathione specific gamma-glutamylcyclotransferase activity
Source: RefSeq, a predicted model, not a curated record